Molecule: messenger RNA, 1423 nt
Organism: Pomacea canaliculata
Lineage: Eukaryota; Metazoa; Mollusca; Gastropoda; Architaenioglossa; Ampullariidae
Exons: 9
Coding region: 188-1423 (411 amino acids)
Molecular function (GO): RNA binding
Source: RefSeq, a predicted model, not a curated record
UUCCUUGUCUGAACAACUUAAACAAAUAUGUAGCGCGAUGGCUUAAUGUUGAAUUUUUCUAUUGUGGAAGGAAGGUCCAUGAUGUCCAUGUUUGGCAGUUUCUAUCUGACUGAGUGCUAAGCAAAACCAGAAAAGGGCUUCUUGUCUCCAACUGACAUUGUUGUAUGAAAGGAAAACAUCGCUAGUCAUGUCUCAACCUCCGCCACUUUCAUCACUACAGGGCGAGCGACGAAAGAGGACAGGUGACAGAAGACGAAGUUCUGGUGGCGGUGGUCGGGUCAAAGUUAACCUCCACGCAGUGACUGAUGCUCAGGCUAAGCUUCUUAGAAGAAAUACGCUUCUACUCGGAGAGAUCCGACGGAAAUCAGGCGCUCGUGUAGACUUUGACCGUAACCCGUCACCUCUACCAGGUAUGAAGAUUGUCAUCAUCCGCGGUGCCCCAUCUCAGAUCGUAGAAGCCAUCAGGCUCAUUCAUCAGACGACUGGUGCUCAGGAGGAUAUUUACAGUAACAUCAGAAAGAAGCUGAGAGACGCCGUGUCACAGCUGGACAAGGCGGAGGCCAUGUUGUCUCACCUGGUGUCCGACAUCGCUCCCGGUCUGCGCAUCACUAAGACCAUCGCUUUCCCCAACCUCACGGCUCGUCAACUUCAACAGGCCAUCUCUCACGACUCACAGCUCACUGAGACCCUGUGUCGGUGUCUGGGAACAACAUCAGACCCCUCCGACAUCCCAGGUGUGUGUCUGUGCUUUGAUCAGUUGUCUCACCCCAAGACCCCGUGUGACGUCAGUAGUCACGUGCUGAGGGAACUCGGACAGUGGUGGCAGCGACAUUAUGAAGUUGAUGACGAUACAGAUUUAAAUAAGGCCGUCAACGACUUGUCACAGGCGGCGAGGGGAGGACCAUUGUACGUCAUCGCUGAUGAAGCAGUGAGCAAGUACAGCUGUUCACGCAAGUUCCUCGUCUCCAUUUUUGGGCGUCAAGUUGUUACCAUGGAGACACACCCGUCGGCUGAGAAUAUCACACCAACAUCUACAGCAGUCACCUCCACCAGCGGUUCCACAACACCACCCUGUCUACAGUGGAAAGACGUGUUUGUGUUGUACUGGUAUGAAGGUAGUGAAAACACCGGUAUGGUGAAUAAACUGCAAGAAGCGGGUAUCCCAGUGCGGGUGAUGAAGGACGAUGACAUCGAUGACGUGGCGACGGCCAGCAGUGACGUGGUGUGGGUGGCAGGUGGACACCGUGUUCGUGGUCUGGAGAGAAAAGUCGUCGUGUGUCUGGGGGACCCUGCUUUUGACUCGUUUAGGUCUGAACGUGAAAGACAUACACCUGAGUUACUGCAUUACAACCCAGGGUCAGCCCGACUUGACCUCAUGUCCCGCUGUACGUCACAACUUGUGAUUAUCUCCGCUCACCACUAA